AAAAAUGGCAUUCAAUAUACACAUAUCUGGACCGAAAAUUAUUCUGCACAAUAAAACAAUAUCAGAUAUGUUUGUAGAGCAAUUGAACAACAAUCAAGGACUUUUUGGUAUCGACUGUUCUACUGGUAAAGAGUACAGUUAUUCAAAAUUGAAAAAAGACGUUUUAGCAUUGGCUACUGCAUUUCAAAAACAUGACAUUGGACACGGAGACGUUGUAAUGAUUACAGACUAUGGCUCGUACGAAGGACAGGUAGUUAUGUUAGCUGGGAUUUUGAUCGGUACAACUAUAGCUGCAUUGGAUCACAGUUUAAGAAAAAGUGUCUUGACAACGCUUAUCAAUGAAUCCAAGCCAAGCGUUUUUUUUUGUGAUACUCAUAGUAUAAAUAUAAUAGCAGAGAUUUUAAAUACUAUCACGCAUCAACCGAUUUUGAAGAUUUCUAAUAUGAUUCAUGAUGGUUUUACCGCUUAUUCGAAUAUCGUUGUUGCGGAGUACGACAUUUCGUUAUAUUUGUCGGACGACGCUAUGAAAUCAGCGUUAAUAUCUUUCAAACAGUCAUUGAUGGACGAACCAAUUGAAAACAGAUUUAUGAUAACAUCUCCUGUAUUUUGGUACACUGGAAUGUUAUUAAUGAUGCUUGGUAUUCAUUUUGGCAAACCAAGACUAUUCUUCUCGUCGAAGUCAACCGCUGAACAAGUACUUUGUUCAAUAAACAAAUAUAAACCAACAUUCCUGAUGACCGGUGUUGCUGCAAUGAAUGAGAUGAUGGCUUGUCAAAUGGCAAAUGGUCACAAAUAUAAUAUACAGAGUUUAAGGACAUGCAUAGUUGGCGGAUCUCCUAUGCGAGCCGAAUUACAAAAGAAAAUUGAAAACAAUCUACUACAAGGAAGGAUACCAAUCAAACAGGGGUACGGUGCAUCAGAACAGGGUAUUUUAGCCGUUUGGUCUAUGGAUUCAGAUAAAAGUACAGUUAUUGCCGGAUCUGUUGGGAGACCAGCAGCUGGUAUAAAAAUCAGGAUUGUUAGCUUGGAAACUGGCAAUUGUGUUGGCCCCAAUACUGAGGGAGAAAUUCGUAUUAAAUCGGUUUCCAACAUGAUGGGCUACGUCAACGACAUGAAAAAAACGAUUUGUUCGUACGACGAGGACGGUUGGUUCAAAAGCGGUGAUGUUGGAUACUAUACGGACGACUGUUGUUUGUUCAUCGUCGGUCGGAUUAAAGAGCUGAUGAUUUACAAGGACCAGAGGAUUGCGCCGUCCGACAUUGAAACCGUUUUAUUAAGUCAUCCUGCCGUACUCGAUGCCGGAGUGACGGGAAAGUUCAGUGUUGACGGAGAUUUGUUGGUUGGAGUUGUUAAAGUCAAACCGGGUCAAAAUGUUGAACCUGACCGACUCUUAUCCUAUGUCAAUGAUAGAGUGAAAGACCAUGAGAAACUGCGAGGUGGCAUUGUAUUCGUUGACGACUUGCCUAGAUCUCCAGCUGGUAAAUUGAAACGAGAAGAACUCCUAAAUGUUAUACAAUAAAUGCAUACAAUUUUUAUGAUUAAUUAAAGAAAGUAAUUGUUUGUCAAGAUGUAGUAAUUUUAACACACUUAAGUUAAUAUUCACAACACUUUGGUCAAGUGGCAUGGACACCCAUUGGUG
Molecule: messenger RNA, 1639 nt
Organism: Diuraphis noxia (Russian wheat aphid)
Lineage: Eukaryota; Metazoa; Arthropoda; Insecta; Hemiptera; Aphididae
Molecular function (GO): CoA-ligase activity
Source: RefSeq, a predicted model, not a curated record